AUGUCCAAGAACCCACUCACUGAAAUUCUUGAGACUAAUAAAUUUAACGGAACAAACUAUAAUUGUUGGCUGCGAAAUCUUAGGAUUGUUCUAGAUUUUCAAAACCAGACCUAUGUUCUAGAUAGGUCUCUUCCUUGGGCCUUGCCGGAAGGGUCCACAUGCAAAGAACGUUUGACAUUCAAAAAGUGGCAUGAGGACAACCGGAAGGUUCGCAGUACCAUACUGGCGUCAAUGAACAAUGACAUCCAAAAAGAGUACGAUAGACAUGAUGAUGUCCAAUCGAUAAUGCUCCACACCAGCAAAGUUUAUGCGGUUUUGGACCGGCAUAUUAGAUAUGCUGUGACAAAAGUAUUUUUCAGUUCCAAGAUGAUUGAAGGGUCUCCUGUACAAGAGCAUUGGGUUAAGAUGCUAUCCCUUGUGGAGAAGCUCAAGGAGCUCAAGACUAAUCUUGAAAAAGAGACGUACAUCAACGUGAUCCUUCAGUCUCUUCCUCCCUCCUUUGACCCAUUUAUCGUGAACUAUAACAUGAGUGCGCUUGUCAAAGACCUUCAUGAGUUGAUAAGCAUGUUGGUCCAGUACGAGGCAACGAUUGAAAAGUUUGCGCCAUCAGUAUUAGUAGGGGAAGCUUCGACCUGA
Molecule: messenger RNA, 636 nt
Organism: Sesamum indicum (sesame)
Lineage: Eukaryota; Viridiplantae; Streptophyta; Magnoliopsida; Lamiales; Pedaliaceae
Source: RefSeq, a predicted model, not a curated record